AUGCGCAGUGAGUGCGGGGGUUGGGAUACGGCAGAGCCAGAUUUGCCGCACCAGCAUUCACCAGAUCCCGGUCCAACCAACGCCAUGACGGACACCAGCGCAGACACAGACUCUUUAAGUGAUUCGCUGAAGGCCAUCAGUGUGAGCACAGAUCUGAUCGAGGAAGAGCUGCAGCCUCAUCUGGACACACUUCUUCAGGCCCUGCUGGCCAAGAAGGAAGGAGCUGCAAUUGAGAUCUGCCGAAGUGGGAUUCUGCCCACUCUGGCCCAGGCUUUGAGGACUAAAAGCUCCCUGAGCUGCCAGGUGGCAUUGGUAGUUGCAGAAAUUGCCCGUGAAGCGGCAGUUAGAGAGUCAUGCAUUCAGGCUGGUCUAGUGAAGGAACUGCUUCCACAUUUGCACUGUGACAACCAAGAAAUAUUAUUGAACACAGGUCGUGCUAUCGGACGCAUCUGCUUUGACAAUGCCCAACAGCAGGAGCAGCUGGUCCAGAGCAAUGUCAUCCCCAGGCUACUGUCCAUCAUGAGGGAGUAUCCACAGAACGACCCCCUGCUCAACGUCUGUCUGCUGGCCUUGUGUAACCUCGCAGAUCUCGACUCCGCUCGGGCGGCUUUGAUCUCUCUGGAUGUGGCCGAUGUACUGACCAUUCAGUUGAAGCGCUCCCCUGAUGCAGAGCGCCGUCAUGUCAUUUUGGAAAUACUUGGAUCUCUGGGAGAAAAUGAGACACUGAAACUUCAGUUUGCGGAGUUUGGAGUUCCUGAAGCUCUUUCACAGAUGAUCUGGGCUCUACAGGGGGAGUCAGACCCCCAUGACCUCUGCAGCAUCAAGAUUGCAUCCAACCUCAUUGUCUCCCUGCUGUUAGGAGACGAGUCGAUGCAGAAGUGUUUUGGGGAGGGCUCUGGUGUAGUGUACCAGGAUGUGCUGCUGUGGCUGCAGAGCAAAAACACUCAACUGCAACUGUCUGGAGCUCUGGCUAUCGCAAACUUUGCUCGCAACGACUGUAACUGUGUGAAGAUGCUGGAGCUGGGGGUGGUGCAUCACCUCCUGACUCUGUUGGAGCAGCAUGUGGAUGAAGGCGAUGUGUCAGUGCAGCACGCCGGCCUCAGCGCUCUCAGAAACUUGGCUAUUCCUGCCACAAACAAAGUGCGAAUGCUGCAGGAUGGAGUGACUGAGAGGAUAAAGAGCCUGCUGCGCUCUGACAUGCCUCCAGUACAGUUCAAACUGCUGGGUACCCUGCGGAUGAUGGUGGACGGACAAGAGGAAGCAGCCUUGCUCAUGGGUAAAGACAGUGUGCUUCUUUCUCGAGUGAUGGAAUGGUGUGAAGCUAAAGAUCAUGCAGGAGUGAGGGGGGAGGCCAGUCGACUCCUGGCCGCACUGAUCCGACACAGCCGCAGUCCUGAAGUGGUCUGCGCUGUGACUCAAGCACACGGUAUAAAGCACCUUAUCAACAUGGCCACCAGUGAACAUGUCAUUAUGCAGAAUGAGGCUCUGGUCGCUCUGGCCAUUGCAGCUGCCAUUGAUAUUGAGUCCAUGAAGGGACCCAUUCGUGAAGCUUCACUACUGCCUGUUCUAAAGACAAAUCUUGAAGACCCAGCAGGUGCUGUGGAGGUCAAAUUCAACAGUUUAGGGCUCAUCUGCAGCUUGGCUAACUCUGGUGCAAUGAAGGAAGACCUGGAGUCUGCACAGAUCCAGGAGAGCCUGCAUCAGCUGACGGUGGCCCUGCUCUUCCACUCCAACAGGGAGCAGUACGCAGACAGCACGUUGCACAGCAGCCAGCUGUGUACGUACCGUUUACAGUCUGUGCUCAGGGGACUCGGAGAAAGGAUGGUGACAAUCGUAACUUAUGAGCCCUGGGGUGAGGCCCCAGGACAGGGGCCCGUGGAUCUGUGGCGUAUUGAGUCUCCUCAAGUGAAGGUGGAGGUGCUCACGCUGGGGGCCACACUGCGCGGUGUGCGGUGCAGAGGCAGAGACCAGGAGUGGGCAGAUGUGGUGCUGGGAUACGCUGACGUUCAGGGAUACCUGUCAGAUAAGCGCUACCUGGGAGCUGUGGUGGGCAGAGUGGCCAACCGAAUCGCUAAAGGACGCUUUGUACUCGAUGGCAAAGAAUAUCAUCUUGAUAUUAACAAUGGACCAAACGCACUUCAUGGAGGUCUGCAAGGAUUCAAUAAGGCUCUUUGGAAGGCUGUUCCUGUGGAAGGAGGAGUACAGCUGAGCCUCACCAGCCCUGAUGGAGACCAGGGGUAUCCUGGGGAGGUGCAGGUCACAGUCACAUACCUGCUGCAGGGAGAAACAUUGUCUGCAGAGUAUCAAGCCAAGUCAACUAAAACCACACCAAUCAACCUUACGAACCACUCCUACUUUAACUUGGCUGGACAGACUGCAGACAAUGUGUAUGACCAUGAAGUGUCCAUUAGCGCUGAGUGCUACCUGCCGGUUGAUGACACCUCCAUCCCCACAGGAGAGGUCAGUGCUGUGGCAGGGACUCCCUUUGACCUAAGAAGGCCUGUGUUGCUUGGCCCAAGGUUGAAGAUGGUGCCAGGGCCUGGAUUUGAUCAUAACUUUUGCCUCUGUUCCUGCGAUGCUCCCUGGGCAGAGAGAGCGGCUGCCAGGGUGUGUCACCCGCCCAGCGGCAGAGUCCUUGAGGUGUCCACCAGCCAACCAGGCGUCCAGUUCUACACAGCCAACUACCUGGAUGCCUCUGUAACAGGGAAGGAUGGGGUCAAAUAUGGAAAACACUGCUCCUUCUGUCUGGAGACACAAAACUGGCCUGAUGCUGUCAACCAGAGCUCGUUCCCUAACUGCCUGCUCCGCCCUGGUGAUGUCUACCGUCAUGUGACUUGCUUCACAUUCACCACCUGUUGA
Molecule: messenger RNA, 2859 nt
Organism: Knipowitschia caucasica
Lineage: Eukaryota; Metazoa; Chordata; Actinopteri; Gobiiformes; Gobiidae
Source: the annotation of a GenBank genome assembly